Menidia menidia (Atlantic silverside) is the source of this 1941-nucleotide messenger RNA. The record is from the annotation of a GenBank genome assembly. Lineage: Eukaryota; Metazoa; Chordata; Actinopteri; Atheriniformes; Atherinopsidae.
AUGACUCUGGUCUGGUUUGCAGCUUCCCGGUCUGCUGCCGGUGGGGAGGACUUCCCCGAGGGCAAAACGGAGGUGAAGAAGAUCCGAGGAGGAGGAGCUGCUGCCAAGAAGCCGUCCUCCCCUCCUGAGGACCCCUCCCCCCCCCCUCCCUCCAAGGACAAGGAGUGUAAUGGUAGUAGAAAGCCCCCCGGCAAAGGGAAGGCUGCGGGCAGCCAACAGGGUCCGGCCAAUAAGAAGCCAGCAGGCAAAGCCCCGAAGGACGAAGAGGACAAGUCCGGCCCGAUCUUCGUCCUCAUCCCCAACGCCAAGGAGCAGCGCAUCAAAGAGGAGAAGCAGCUGAAGAUCCUGAAGUGGAACUUCAUGACCCCCCGGGACGAGUACGUGGAGCAGCUGAAAACGCAGAUGUCCACCUGCUUUGCAAAGUGGCUGCAGGACGAGCUCUUCCACUUCGACUUCCAGAGACACGUGAAGGCCAUCGGAGUCAUGAUUGAGCGGUUGGAGAGCGAGAGCGAGGCCACCAUCAGCUGCCUGGACCUGAUCCUGAAGUGGUUCACGCUGCGCUUCUUUGACACCAACACCACGGUCCUGAUGAAGGUCCUGGAGUACCUGAAGCUGCUCUUCUGCAUGCUCAACGCGGAGAACUACCACCUCACCGAGUACGAGGCCAACUCCUUCGUUCCCUACCUCAUCACCAAGGUGGGAGAAUCUAAAGAUGUGGUUCGGAAAGAUGUCCGGGCCAUCCUGACCAUGCUGUGUAAAGUCUACCCGGCAUCCAAAGUCUUCCCCUUCCUCAUGGACGGGACCAAGUCCAAGAACUCCAAACAGAGAGCAGAGUGCCUGGAGGAGCUGGGCUGUCUGAUCGAGGGCUACGGGAUGAACGUGUGCCAGCCCACUCCGGCCAAGUCCCUGAAGGAGAUCGCCGUGCACAUCGGGGACCGAGACACUUCGGUCCGCAACGCCGCCCUCAACACGGUGGUGGCCGUCUACAACGUGUGCGGGGACCAGGUCUACAAGCUGAUCGGAAACCUUUCGGAGAAGGACAUGAGCAUGUUGGAGGAAAGGAUCAAACGCUCGGCCAAAAAGCUGCCGGCGGCCCCGGCCAAACCGGCCGCGGCCGAACGGCCCCAGAGGGAGCACCCCCCCAACCCCAACGCCACCUUCCUCCGCAAGCCCGCGCAGGAGGACCCCAACAAGCUCAACCAAGCCCGGCAGAACGCGCAGCUCAGCGAGGCCUCGCACCCCUGCAUCCCCCGGGAGUUCCAGCUGGACCUGGACAUGAUCGAGCGGGACCAGAGCCGCGUCUCGGAGCUGCCGGACCUGGUCCAGCACAAGCUGGACGAGCUGCUGGAGCCCAUCAUGAUCCCCGAGCCCAAGAUGCGUUCCAUUUCUCCGCACUUUGACGACCUCCACAACAGCACCGCCUCCACCAUCAACUUCGUCAUCUCCCAGGUGGCCAGCGGCGACAUCAACACCAGCGUCCAGGCGCUGGCCCAGAUCGACGAGGUCCUGCGUCAGGAGGACAAAGCGGACGUGAUGUCGGGUCACAUCGACCAGCUGCUCAUCGCCACCAUCAUGCAGCUGCGCCUCGUCAACAGCACGCACCUGGCCGACGACCGCGUGGACAAGAGGGACGUCAUCAAGCUGUACAGCUGCAUCAUCGGGAACAUGCUGUCUCUCUUCCACAUGGAGGCCCUGGCCAGGGAGGCUUCCACGGGCGUGCUGAAGGACCUGAUGCACGGCCUGAUCACCCUGAUGCUGGACAGCCGGGUGGAGGACGUGGAGGACGGGACUCAGGUCAUCCGCUCCGUCAACCUGCUGGUGAUCGGCGUCCUGGAGAACUCCGACCAGACCAACAUGAUCAGGUCAGUUAUGAGAGUUAUGAGGCAGAUCCCAUAUCUGAGUCGAGCUGGGUUCUUCACAAACAAAAAAAUCUUUAUCUAA